Messenger RNA from Photinus pyralis (common eastern firefly), 566 nucleotides. RefSeq lists its product as uncharacterized. Lineage: Eukaryota; Metazoa; Arthropoda; Insecta; Coleoptera; Lampyridae. The transcript is spliced from 2 exons. The record is from RefSeq and is a predicted model, not a curated record. Bases 24 to 506 code for a protein of 160 amino acids.
AUGAUUUAGCAUUAGCUGUUAGAAUGCUGUUUUCCUUAGCGAUGUUACCACUUCAUGAUGUGGAAAAUGGAUUUUUACAAGUUGCAGAAGAAUUUCCAGAACUUGAUGGAACGGAAGAUUUUUUGAAUUACUUCGAAUUCACUUACGUUCGCGGACGGCAAAUGCGGAACGGUCGACGUCGGAAUCCGCUUUUCAGUCCAGAACAUUGGAAUCACCACACAUCCAUCACAGAGGGAUUGGCAAGGACGACCAAUUCAAUAGAAGGUUGGCAUUCUGGAUUGCAAUCGUUAUUUCAAUGUAGUCAUCCUACCAUUUGGCGAUUUCUGAAUGGACUACAAAAAGAAAUUUCAUUACAACACGCAUAUUAUUUGCAGCACGUAAGUGGACAACGAAUUCCUCAGAAGAAGAAGUACAGAGAACUGAACACCAGAGUCGAACGAAUAGUUGCAAGCUACGAUCCAGCGAAUAAAAUGGAAUAUUUAAGAACCCUUGCUCAUGUAUUUUAAUAAUGUAUGCAUGUAUAAAUAAUAUGUAUAAUAUUCAAUAAAGCUCUAUAUAUUUUUUUA